Messenger RNA from Symbiodinium natans, 672 nucleotides. The record is from the annotation of a GenBank genome assembly. Lineage: Eukaryota; Dinophyceae; Suessiales; Symbiodiniaceae.
AUGGCCAAAGCCCCGCGUUUCGCUGUGUUCUCGCUCGUUGCAGCCUUCGCUCUGCUGCGGUGGUCGGCACCUUCCUUCGCCGGGGCCCGAGGGCCAAAGGUCUCCUUCCAGAGUGCUCUGCAGCAGAAACUGAAGGUCUUCGGUAGGCAGAAUUCCUGCACUGCACGUGCUGCUGUGGGAAUCUUCUAUGCAACGCAAACGGGCAACACCGAAACGGUUGCUUCCAAGUUGGCGGAAGCUACAGGUUUGGAAGCGUCGGAUUAUGAUGGAGAGGACUUCUCUGAUCUGGAUGGAGUGAUCGCGGGUUGCCCUACGUGGAACACAGGAGCAGAUGAGUACCGCUCCGGAACCACCUGGGAUGAUUAUCUUGACACGAUCAAGGAGUACGACCUCAAAGGGAAGGUUGUGGCUGUUUUUGGCUGCGGUGACUCUCAGAGCUAUGCAGACAACUUCUGUGAUGGCCUUGAGGAGCUUCACAACGCUUUCCAAGCUGCAGGUGCCAAGAUGGUCGGCUACGUGGAUGAAACUGGCUACUCUUACGGAGAGUCCAAGAGCGUGAAAGAUGGCAAGUUUUUGGGACUCCCUCUUGAUGAAGACAACGAAGAUGACCAGACCGAUGACCGCAUUGCAGCUUGGGUGGAGCAGCUGAAGGGCGAGGGCAUGCCUCUGUAA